AUGGUUUAUCGAGUACAAUAUCGUGUGGGAACAGGGGGAUGGGGAGGGGGGACUUUAAUAAAUUAUGACGGCGAUUUAAAACAAGGUAAAGCUAAGACGCAGUUGCACGAUUGGAUCAAUGAUAAAAUAAAUGUAGAAGAAACAGAGAAGUCGUUGGGUACUAUAGUUAGUUUAGUGAGUAAUUGGGAAUGCGUCCCUACCGUCCUGGACAGUUUACCUGGCUACACCUGUAAUAUUCUGCAUAUUUUGGACCAAACAGAAAGCGCGGCUAUAGAACGGUUGAUUACUGAGUUGUUUAAUCAAAUAGUACAGAAUUAUAAUCUGACACUUGAAGCUUUCCUUGAAAAUGGUUGGUUGAUAGAUGACAAGUUAUUGUCCGCUUACAGCUAA
Messenger RNA from Lottia gigantea (owl limpet), 390 nucleotides. RefSeq lists its product as hypothetical. Bases 1 to 390 code for a protein of 129 amino acids. The transcript is spliced from 4 exons. NCBI's taxonomy places the organism in Eukaryota, Metazoa, Mollusca, Gastropoda, Lottiidae. The record is from RefSeq and is a predicted model, not a curated record.